Messenger RNA from Tupaia belangeri chinensis (Chinese tree shrew), 375 nucleotides. It is a transcript of the gene SLURP1, whose product is annotated as secreted LY6/PLAUR domain containing 1. Gene Ontology annotation, cellular component: plasma membrane. The coding region runs from base 1 to 366 and encodes 121 amino acids. The transcript is spliced from 3 exons. Lineage: Eukaryota; Metazoa; Chordata; Mammalia; Scandentia; Tupaiidae. The record is from RefSeq and is a predicted model, not a curated record.
AUGGCCUCUCACUGGGCCGCGCUGCUACUGAUCCUGGCAGCCUGGACCAUGGGCUAUGGUGAGGCCUUCAGGUGCUUCUCGUGCGAGCGGCCCACAGACAUCUCUCUAUGCAAGAACAUCACGUACUGCAAGCCUGAAGACACGGCCUGUAAGACCACACUGGACAUAGUAGAGUCGGAAUACCCCUUCAACCAGAGCCCGAUGGUGACCCGCUCCUGCACCACCUCCUGCCAGGCCACCGACCCCGACAGCAUUGGAGCCAUCCACCUUGUCUUCUGCUGCUUCCAUGACCUCUGCAACAAGAGGCUGUGGGCAGGCCGGAAGCUGCGCUCCUUGGUGGGCACCCCUUCUCCUGCUGGGGCCUGAGCGGCCACC